AUGAUUCGCUCACUUCUUACCAUUGCCCUGCUGGGUAGCCAAGCCCUCGUCAAUGCGGCGGCGACAAAGGUCGAAAAGCGCAGCAUUGAUGAGAUUUACAAGGCAGCCCUUGCCGAGGGCGGUGUUGUUACCCUCUGGCACGGCGGUGACGAGGCCAAUUCGCGAGAAGACUUGAAAACGGCCUUCGAGCAGCGAUUCCCUGGCAUGACUCUUAAUGUCACUGUCGACUUGUCUAAGUACCACGACGGCAAAUUGGACAAGCAGAUCGCCGAGAAGAACGUCCAGGUGGACAGCAUCAUCCUCCAAACCCUGCACGACUACCCUCGAUGGGCCUCCCAGGGCGUCCUGCUGGAUUACGCUCCUCUUGGCUGGGACAAGAUUCACCCCAAGUUCAAGAACAAAGGAAACGCUUACCACUACGGAAUGGCCAUCAUCGCUUGGAUUGGCCAAUGGAGAUCCGAUAAGCUCCCGGGAGUUGAGGGACCGGUUGAGUGGGAGGAUUGGGUGCGUCCCGAGCUCAAGGAUAAGCUUGUCCUCACUUAUCCCAACGACGACGACGCCGUCCUCUUUGGCUUCGAUCUCAUCAUCAAGGAGCUCGGAACUGAAUGGCUUGAUAAGCUCCUUGCCUUGAACCCUCGCUGGGUUCGCGGUACCAGAUCCCCGAGAACCCUCCUCACCCGCAACGAUACUGAGUGGGCUGCCACCUUCACCGCAUCCGGCGGCCUCAGCCCUGUUGCUCCCUACAACAUCUCCUUCCCCGUCAGGGGCCGCUUCGUCUCUUGGCCUCAGGCUGGCGCUAUUCUGAAGGAUGCUCCUCACCCUGAGGGAGCUAAGCUUCUACAUAGCUUCAUGUUGAGCAAGGAGUUCCUGGAGCCCCGUGGCAGCUGGACCGUUCGCCAGGAUAUUGCGCCCCCUAAGAACUAUCCUUCUAUCCUUGAGAUGCCCGGAACUGACCCUACUGCUUUCGGCAAGUGGAUGUCUGACCGAGCGGCUGUUGAGAGACUCAGAUUCUACCUUGAAGAUCGUAUUGGAACUGCUCAGGGUGUCAGCCCGAUUGUUGACGAUAUCUAA
Fusarium keratoplasticum is the source of this 1071-nucleotide messenger RNA. RefSeq lists its product as uncharacterized. The coding region runs from base 1 to 1071 and encodes 356 amino acids. The record is from RefSeq and is a predicted model, not a curated record. The transcript is spliced from 2 exons. Lineage: Eukaryota; Fungi; Ascomycota; Sordariomycetes; Hypocreales; Nectriaceae.